GCACAAGCUGAAAGACAAGCCAUCAACUCAACUGUUCAGGGAUCAGCAGCUGAUAUAGCCAAGAAAGGCAUGGUUCUGGUUCAGUCACAGCUGCGGAAUAUGGGAUACACCUCACUGAAUCCUGUUGCCAGUCUUGCCUUGCACUUGCAUGAUGAACUGCUGUAUGAGGUAUGCCGUGAAGGUGCAAAGGAAGUGGCACAGAGAAUACAAACUGCCCUGGAGAAUGCCGUUUCUCUUGCUGUGCGACUUCCAGUUAAAAUGAAGAUUGGAGACACAUGGGGAUCCUUACAAGAGAUCACACUUUAACUUUACUGAAUAAAAAUGGCUUGUGACACAUCAUAUCUAGACCAAAAUUAAAACAAGGAAGUUCCACAAAGGGGGUUGUGCAUUCCAAUUUUAGCACUCUUACUCCACCACAACCACUCUGGUUUAUGUAUGUUGUGACAGAUAAAUGAAAUAAGUGCAAAUCAACAAAUUUUCUUGUGUCAAAACCAAAUGUAUAGAGCUAAUCAGCUCUUUCGAUAGGAUAGGAUAGGAUAUUAUUUGGGCAUAACACAGUAAUAUGAACUCCUGCAGUGAGAAAAAUCCAACGGUGUAAUCUAGUCAAAAGUCAUUCAUUACAGUGUUUUGAUGAAAUAUGAUGGCAUAAAUUCAUAUUUUACUCUGGAAAUGAGUUUUUCUGAGCCAGUGUAUUAGCUUAAGAAGCAUAAUGCUGCAUUAGGAUUUUAUGAACUAUAUGUGAGACAUUUUUUCAGCUUGAAGCUUACACAACGAAUUUCCAACCAAAGGUAUUUUCAAUGACAAAUUGUCAUCAGUUUUUAACUUGCUUUUAUGUUCUACUUUUUAAACAAUGUGUUAUAAUAAAAAUGGCAAUUUAUUAUGA
Molecule: messenger RNA, 883 nt
Organism: Cryptotermes secundus
Lineage: Eukaryota; Metazoa; Arthropoda; Insecta; Blattodea; Kalotermitidae
Product: DNA polymerase I, thermostable-like
Exons: 2
Coding region: 70-306 (78 amino acids)
Biological process (GO): double-strand break repair via alternative nonhomologous end joining; DNA-templated DNA replication
Molecular function (GO): DNA binding; DNA-directed DNA polymerase activity
Source: RefSeq, a predicted model, not a curated record